This is a messenger RNA of Halichondria panicea, 890 nucleotides long. Its product is annotated as ADP-ribosylation factor 1. Gene Ontology annotation, molecular function: GTPase activity; GTP binding. Gene Ontology annotation, biological process: vesicle-mediated transport; intracellular protein transport. Gene Ontology annotation, cellular component: cytoplasm; plasma membrane. The transcript has 4 exons. Lineage: Eukaryota; Metazoa; Porifera; Demospongiae; Suberitida; Halichondriidae. The record is from RefSeq and is a predicted model, not a curated record. Bases 149 to 694 code for a protein of 181 amino acids.
GACUGUUUCACGGUGGCCAUUUUGAUGAGGCAGGAAGCAGUCUUGUGAUAAGAGCAAAAAGAGGGCUAGCCGAGUCAGAAAAGGAGGUCUUGUAGCUGUUUGAAGUGACACCAUUUGUUUCAAGAAAGCUAACUAACAGAGACUCGCCAUGGGAGCGUUUGCAAGUUUGUUCAAGAGCCUUUUUGGUAAAAAAGAAAUGAGAAUAUUGAUGGUGGGUUUGGAUGCCGCUGGAAAGACGACUAUUCUGUACAAGCUUAAACUAGGAGAGAUUGUCACAACCAUCCCUACAAUUGGGUUCAACGUGGAGACAGUGGAGUACAAGAACAUCAGCUUCACAGUAUGGGACGUCGGCGGUCAGGACAAAAUCAGGCCCCUAUGGAGGCAUUAUUUCCAGAACACACAGGGACUUAUCUUUGUAGUGGACAGCAACGAUAGAGAACGUGUCGGAGAAGCACGGGAAGAGUUGAUGAGAAUGCUGAACGAAGACGAACUCAGAGAUGCCGUAUUAUUGGUCUUUGCCAACAAGCAGGAUCUGCCCAAUGCUAUGAACGCCGCUGAGAUCACUGAUAAGCUCGGUCUACAUAGCCUUCGUAACAGGAACUGGUACAUCCAGGCAACGUGCGCAACCAGUGGAGACGGCCUUUACGAAGGACUAGACUGGCUCUCGUCACAGCUCAAAAAUAGCCACAAGUGAAAAUGGAGUUCUCAUCUUAGCCACGUUACCUAUAGUACCAAAAAAAAAAGUUUUAAUAAAACAUUGUGCUAUUUCUUUUGGUGUUACGUUGUACAGUAGAUUAGAGGAGGGCUACUUUUGGAGCUCUCGCUGUGUAACUGUUGGAUUGUGCAUUGUAUGAAAUUUCUGUGCUAUUAAUUGUUGUGUGUACAAUGAA